AUGAGCGGGGAAGUCCUGCAGGCGCAUGCCGGCGAGCCCAACAGCCAUAGUGUCCCUGCAGCACCAGCAGCAGACCCUGCAGCUGGACGCGCGCUGCGAUGCAAAGGUUGGGUCCUGCAGAGGCCCGUCUCGUCGUGGUCCUUGUCGGCAGCGGCGGCGACGUACUCCAGCGAGGUGGUGGUGCCAGUGCCGGGCCCCGGGCAGGUGCGCGUGAAGGUGUACGCCGCAGCCGUCAAUCCUCUUGACGUGAAGCGGGCGACGCUCGGCCGCACCGGUGGUGGUUUAUUCAGGCGUGGCAGCAGUAGCAGCGGUGGUGCGACGUCGACGCGUCGCCCACCGCCGGAGUUCCCCUUUCCAUAUGUGAUGGGCGUUGAUGGCGCCGGUGUUGUGGAGAGCGUUGGCUGGAGCAGCGACGAUGUGCAGCAGCAGCAGUAUUACGGCCUGCAGGUGGGCGACCGCGUUGCGUUUCUCGCCGACAUGGUGAAGGAAGAUGGCGGCUCGUUCUGCCAGUAUGCGGUAGUGCCGGCGGACGCGGUGGGCAAGCUGCCGCCGCCCACGCCGAGUGAUGUGAUCGACUUCGUCGAGGCCGCGGCGCUGCCGUGUGCGACGGGGACGGCGUACGUUGCGCUCUUCGACAAGUUGUGCGUGGAGGCCGGCCGCAGCAUCUUUAUUAACGGCGCCUCCGGUGGCGUGGGCUCGGCUGCAGUGCAGCUGGCGAAGUGCGCCGGGCUGUGCGUGCUGGCGUCGUGCUCGACGGUGAAUGCAAGCUACGUGCAGGAGCUGGGCGCUGAUUAUGUCUUCGAUUACACCGCCGUAGACGUGGUCGACGCGUGCCUUGCAUACACACAGGGCUUCGGCGUCGACUACGUACUGGAAGUCGCCGACGCCGCCACCGCGCUGCAGCACGCCGACGCGCUGCGGUUUGGUGGGGCGAUCUGCGUUGUGCCUGGACAUAUGCCCGCUUCGAGCGAGGCGCUGUUCCGCCGGCAGAUCUCGGUGAGUUACGUCUCUCUCGGUGGUCUGCACGAUCACCCGCUGACGCGCGGCAAUCUGCGGCGUGUGGUGGAGAACACGCUUGGCCUGUACCAGAGCGGCGCGUUCCGGCUGCAGCUGGAGACGGUGCCGCUGGAGCGUGCGGGUGCGGCCUUCGAUUUCAUUGCGUUGGGGCACACGCGUGGGAAGAUUGUGCUGACGGACUUCCACCCGAAUGAAUCGCCGGGUGGCGAUGAGGUCAUCGGUACUCGCCGCAGAAGGCAGGCGAAAAAACAGAAGCAGUAA
Trypanosoma grayi is the source of this 1278-nucleotide messenger RNA. Its product is annotated as oxidoreductase. Gene Ontology annotation, molecular function: oxidoreductase activity. Lineage: Eukaryota; Euglenozoa; Kinetoplastea; Trypanosomatida; Trypanosomatidae. The transcript has a single exon. The coding region runs from base 1 to 1278 and encodes 425 amino acids. The record is from RefSeq and is a predicted model, not a curated record.